AUUACGUUUGUCAUCAAGCUGAAAUUUCAAGAAGCGUCAGUCGCACCUUAUCAACACAGCUUCGCACGCCGAAAAUGCAUCUGAGAAUUCUGAAAGUGGGCGUAUCCAGCAGCAAUGGAUCAACUAAUUCAACGCGACGAUCUGGUUCAGAACCUGGCCACACCCUCCACCUCCAUUGCACCGUGCAUUGAACUUCCAGGCCACCCAAUUCGUUCUCAAUCCAGUUCCAGGUCUGAAGGGGAGUUCAAGGAUUCUGCAACUGCUAGAAAAGUUCAGAAGGCUGACAGAGAGAAAUUAAGAAGGGGCCGUUUGAAUGAACAAUUUGUCGAGCUGGGAAACAUUUUAGAUCCCGACAGGCCCAAAAAUGACAAAGCAACCAUUUUAAUGGAUACAAUUCAGCUGCUGAAGGAUCUGACGUCUCAAGUGAACAAAUUGAAAACUGAAUAUGCUACUUUAACAGAAGAAUCAAACGAGCUAGCCCAGGAAAAGAAUGAUCUGAGAGAAGAGAAGGCGUUGCUUAAAUCUGAUAUUGAGAAUCUUAAUGCUCAGUAUCAGCAGAACCUAAGAGCUACAUACCCUUGGGCUGCCAUGGAUCACUCGGUUGUCAUGUCUCCUACCCCCUUCCCAUUUCCAGUGCCGAUGCAAAUGCCUCCAGGGCCAUUUCCCCUACAUCCAUCCUUGCAGCCUUAUACGUUCUUUGGAAAUCCAGAUCCCAGGGUAAUCACAAACCCUUGUUCCACCUUUGUCCCAUUCGUACCUCCUAAUUCCUUGACUGAGCAGCAGUCCUCUCGAAAUGCACCGCCUUUCAUUCAGUCAGGCAAUCAGUCUCAUAACUUGAGCAAGCAAAGUACCGGGAGCAAGUCCUCAAGUGAAAGCAAGAUUGAGAAAAGUGUAGAUUCCAAUGAAGUUGCUACUUACCUGGAGUUGAAAACUCCUGGAUCUUCUACAGAUCAGGAUACAUCGUUUGAACAAACAAACAGUAAGAACAGACAGGAAAAUAAUCUAUCAGCAGAGAGUUCCUUAAGUAGAUGUUCUUCAUCUUGUAGUUUAGAGCCCAAUUCGUUUAGUAGCACGCCAAAAUGAACGAAAAUCUACUGAUAUAUGUGGAAAGCCAUAAAAGUUGCAGGUUCACCCAAAUUAGUCCCCGAAUUUUAUUUUCGAUGGUCUAUAACUUACUAAAAUACUUCUCAGUGCUUUUCUAUUUAUCUGCAAAUAAGGUGGAUCAUCUUCAAUGCAAUGUAAAGGGCCUUCACAAAAUUAAAAGUAUUUUGGGAUUGUGAACUAUUAUAUUCUUACCUUACCUCCUUUAUGACGUCCUCAAAGUUGCAGCAGUCAUUUAAUCCGUGUUCAUCUUAUGUACUUGGACAUGGCUGUGGAUGUGCAAGCAAUAAGGUAAUGGUUCUAGGGUUGUCUUGCUGCAAAAAUCCCACACUGAGAAACUAGCUAAAGCACUCUACAGAUGGUUGGUCCAUUCGUCUGAAUACUUUUCGUUUUCCUGAUGCUAAAAUUCCCAGGUUAUGUCAUUGUUGAUGUAUGACAGACAAUGUGACAGAGAUAUCUGGUCUCAAAAACCAUGUGGAAAUGACUCUGAGAGCAUGUAGAUGUGAAAUAUACAUGCAUGAUAUUCUGGGAUAUUAUGUCAAAAUUUUGAAUCAAGAGACUGUGACUUGUCGUUCAUGCUUGAUCGAUUGGGACAUGAUCGAAUGGGAGCAAUCGCACCAUCAUUGGCUGUAAGGCCAAGAAGGUGAAAAUAAUUGUGAGGAAAGAAUGAAAGGACAUGAAUGCUGAAGGAGAAUGUGGGGGAGAGGCCAUUAAUGCUGAUAUUAUCCAGAAAUCUGAAGGUCUUGAAUGAAAGGUGGAAAAGCAUCCAUAUUAUGAGUGCCCAAAGACAGAUUGCUUUGUCUGCUGCUUGUGAAAAUCUAGAUAUGUUUAAACUUGUUCAUAGGAUAUUGGUGAAGUAGAAGAGUGCAAGGGAGUUGGAGCUUUCUACUGGCCUUAGAAAUUUCUUAGAGUGAUGUUGAGUUAAAGUUUACUUUUGAUUUUUUGGUCAUAAUCUAAGAGCGUUGUCUAAAGAUUUAAAGAGAAAUGAGUUUUAAUAUAAUCCAAUUUUUUUAAAAAA
Molecule: messenger RNA, 2119 nt
Organism: Benincasa hispida (wax gourd)
Lineage: Eukaryota; Viridiplantae; Streptophyta; Magnoliopsida; Cucurbitales; Cucurbitaceae
Product: transcription factor bHLH121
Biological process (GO): intracellular iron ion homeostasis
Molecular function (GO): DNA-binding transcription factor activity; protein dimerization activity
Source: RefSeq, a predicted model, not a curated record